Molecule: messenger RNA, 1713 nt
Organism: Ornithodoros turicata
Lineage: Eukaryota; Metazoa; Arthropoda; Arachnida; Ixodida; Argasidae
Product: TNF receptor-associated factor 3-like
Exons: 1
Coding region: 154-1584 (476 amino acids)
Molecular function (GO): protein binding; metal ion binding
Source: RefSeq, a predicted model, not a curated record
AUUCCGAUAACAACGGCGUGCGCUUGUAUCAGUACAAGUGCAUUCAACGAUUGCGGUGGCAAAGUACACACUCGGUGAUACAGAACAGUGUUCGCCACGUACCCGUUCCCUGCCGGCUGGAAACUCGAGAAAGACCUCGUUUUCAACAGUGAAAUGUCUUCUAUUUGCUACCUUCAUGGACACUUUGAAGCCCUGGAGUGGCGUCCCUUGCAAUUUGUGAAUCUGCCAUCCACGAUAUCGUGCGACUUGUGCGCCGCCGUUCCUCAAAAUAUCUUCAGGCUGGAAUGUUUUCAUUCGCUCUGUGAGUACUGUUAUCUCGCCGUUCUUCGAACCAACCGACAGUGUCCGGUCGACCAGCAAGGAUUUCAAGAAAAUGAAGUGCAUAGCAUUCCAAUCAGAACGACGCACCUGCAGAAACUGGAUGUUCGCUGUUGCAACUUCAACCGUGGAUGUGAUUUCGUCGGAUCGCUGGAACGAAUGAAAUCUCACUUUCUUAUGGACUGCGAGUUUCAUUCAUUAGCAUGUAAGAAGUGUUGCGCAACCGUGCUCCGCAAAGACAUCAUCACCCAUUACAUGGAAGAAGGGUGCGGGGCUGAAAUUACUUUGUGUCUGAGCGAAGUUGUUUCAAUCGACAGGAGCCUCAUCGGUAUUGGAAGUCAGAUAAAUGCCUCACUAUCAGAUAUAGCAGAUAAGCUACGCGCCAUUGAAAACCAGGUAAAUAGCCAUGCUGUAGGGAUCGACGCUACGAAAGAGUACGUUAUGAAUUACGCUGAAGUACUGGGUACUCUGCAAGAGGCACAAAGCGCUUUCACAGUGACGAUGUCUAACGUUAUCCGCACAGUUACGAAUACAUUUUCUUCGAUCGAAGAUCAACUUGGUAACCAAGUUGCAGGUGCCGACGACCUGAAGAAUCGCGUUAUUGCCACCGGUGAGACGCUAAGUACGCUUGUGGGAUUGCAAAAAGACGUAGCUCAGAAUGCAGUUACCUCGAAUGACGGCUGGAAACAGUGUUCCGAGAAACUUGAAGCUAUGUCCAAACGCAUACAAGAUCUUUCGUCGUCAACUGAGGACAAACUGAGAUGCAUAAGAGAUGCCUUCCAGGCUCCACGGGAUUCGAUUGGAUAUCGAACCAACGUUGCUUUUUUUCACAUGGAAGGCGUCGACGAGAUUAAGGAGAGAGCAACUGAGAAGAGGGUUGCAGAGACCUACUCUGAUGUUUUUGCGUUGUGUGGCUAUUCCAUGAAGUUACAGGUGCAGUUCCGAGAACAUGAUGGUAUCAUAUACAUAGGUGUCUUCCUGUGUAUUUGUCGUGGUCCCAAAGACUCUCUCUUGAAAUGGCCCUUCUUGUCGCCUUAUAAGCUCAUCUUGGUUCAUCCAACUGACGAGAAAAAUAACAUAGAGCAUACUGUUGAUGCUUCGGGUACGUUUGACAAAUUCCCUAAUUGUUUCAAUAGGCCAAUCGAAAGUUCAAAUAAGGGCUACGGCUGGAGUACGUUGUGCAAAUUCGAAGAUGCACUGAAUGGUGGCUUUGUUCACAAGAACUCAAUUAUUGUUGGAGUUACCCUUGUCCAAAGUCGUGAGUAGUAUGAAAUUCAACCUAUGCCCCCAACGCACCGACCUCCAUGGCUAUUAAUCACCGUAAACUAUACGAUCGCUACAGAAACUUGACAACCAGGUGUAGGUAUGUUUAUUAAACGCAGAAUGUCCACGCUA